ACGGAGCUCACUCCUCGCACCCACCAUAGUGUAGGACGGUGCGCGCAAGAUGCAGCAAGCAACCGGGCGUGUUCUGACGCAUCUCCGAGCGCUCAGAAAACGCGCAACGCAGACGCAGACUCUCGUCCUGUCCGCACGAAGAUGUCAAUCCUCAUUCGACAACAACCGCCAAUGGUCGACCCCUCUUGCCCAGACCCUGGCUAACGCCAUGAAGGUCACGGGCCCCAUCCCCAUCGCGGCUUUCAUGCGCCAAGUCCUUACCUCCCCGGAAGGAGGAUACUACUCUACCCGGCCCGCGGGUGAGGGCGAGGUCUUCGGAAAGAAAGGCGACUUUGUGACCUCGCCGGAGAUCUCGCAGGUGUUCGGCGAGCUGGUCGGGAUUUGGACUAUUACCGAGUGGAUCGCGCAGGGGCGGACAAGAAGUGGGGUGCAGCUCAUGGAGGUUGGGCCGGGGAAGGGGACUUUGAUGGACGAUAUGCUGAGGACAUUCCGCAAUUUCAGAAGCUUUGCGUCGAGCAUUGAGGCGAUAUAUCUGGUCGAGGCGAGUUCGACGUUGAGAGAGGUUCAGAAGCAACUGCUCUGCGGCGGGGAUGCCGCGAUGGAGGAAACGGACAUUGGCCACCGGAGUGUGUGCAAGUACUUCGACGUGCCGGUUAUCUGGGUGGAGGAUAUACGGUUGCUGCCGCAUGAGGAGAGUAAAACGCCCUUCAUAUUCGCACACGAGUUCUUCGACGCGUUACCCAUCCAUGCCUUUGAGUCCGUGCCCCCGGCACCGGAGAACGAGCCGAAGGACGAGGUGAUGACGCCCACGGGCCCUGCGAAGCUCCGGAAACCAUUGAAGGCCGCCAAUGUGCCGCAGUGGCGGGAGCUGUUGGUGACGCUCAAUCCCAAGGCGGUGGAGGAGAACAUCGAGGGAGAACCCGAGUUCAAGCUGACGCUGGCCAGGGCGUCCACGCCGUCGUCCUUGGUCAUCCCUGAAAUCUCGGAACGGUAUCGUGCUCUGAAGUCUCAGCCGGGCUCCACGAUCGAGGUCAGUCCGGAGAGUCGGAUCUAUGCGUCUGACUUCGCAAGGCGGAUCGGCGGCGCGUCAGAACCGCCUCGCACGGCCACGAAGAAGGGUGCUACUACUGCUACUGGUGGGGAAACGCCGGCUGCGGCGAAGCGUGUGCCUUCCGGUGCAGCGCUGAUCAUGGACUAUGGGACUCUUGCUACGGUGCCCAUCAACUCGCUUCGUGGAAUCCAACACCAUCAAACUGUGCCGGCACUUUCGGCGCCGGGACAGGUGGAUGUUAGUGCCGACGUGGACUUUACUGCGUUGGCUGAGGCGGCCAUCGAGGCCAGCGAAGGCGUUGAGGUUCAUGGACCGGUUGAGCAGGGUGAUUUCCUGCAUGCCAUGGGGAUCGCGGAGCGGAUGCAGCAGCUGCUCAAGGGCGUGACGGAUGAGUCAAAGCGGAAGACGUUAGAGACUGGCUGGAAGAGACUGGUUGAGAAAGGCGGCGGUGGGAUGGGCAAGAUCUACAAGGUCAUGGCCAUCGUUCCGGAAAAUAAUGGGAAGCGCCGUCCAGUUGGGUUCGGGGGAAAUAUCAUGGCAUGAGCCAUUGUAUACUAGAAGCUCAAAAAAAAGUGUAUAUUAGUCUCCACCGUACACUGCACUACGGUUGGUU
Molecule: messenger RNA, 1664 nt
Organism: Aspergillus aculeatus ATCC 16872
Lineage: Eukaryota; Fungi; Ascomycota; Eurotiomycetes; Eurotiales; Aspergillaceae
Exons: 4
Coding region: 50-1594 (514 amino acids)
Biological process (GO): mitochondrial respiratory chain complex I assembly
Cellular component (GO): mitochondrion
Molecular function (GO): protein-arginine omega-N symmetric methyltransferase activity
Source: RefSeq, a predicted model, not a curated record